Molecule: messenger RNA, 5927 nt
Organism: Myripristis murdjan (pinecone soldierfish)
Lineage: Eukaryota; Metazoa; Chordata; Actinopteri; Holocentriformes; Holocentridae
Product: potassium voltage-gated channel subfamily KQT member 2-like
Exons: 19
Coding region: 94-2802 (902 amino acids)
Biological process (GO): potassium ion transmembrane transport
Cellular component (GO): membrane; voltage-gated potassium channel complex
Molecular function (GO): voltage-gated potassium channel activity
Source: RefSeq, a predicted model, not a curated record
UCCUCUCUCCGUUCCUGCGCGAUGCUCCUGGCCGGGCAGGCCGGCCUCGGCGCUCUGUCUGCGGGCUGUGCGUGAGCGGCGUGUCGGUGCGUCAUGGUGCAGAAGUCCCGGAACGGCGGGGUUUUCCCCGGAGCGCAGGCCGACCAGAAGAAGCUGAAGGUCGGCUUUGUGGGUCUGGAGGCCGGGGGGACGGAGUCCAGCAGGGACGGAGCUCUGCUGAUAGCAGGGGGGGAGGAGGGGCCCCGGCGGCAGCGCAGCAGCGUUUCUGGGGGGAAAAAACCGCCGAAGCGUAACGCCCUCUACAGGCGACUGCAGAACUUCCUGUACAACGUGUUGGAGAGGCCGAGGGGCUGGGCCUUCAUCUACCAUGCAUAUGUUUUCCUGCUGGUUUUCUCCUGCCUGGUUCUGUCGGUGUUUUCCACCAUCAAAGAGUACGAGAAGAGCUCCGAGGACGCCCUGUACAUACUGGAAGUGGUGACCAUCGUAGUGUUUGGUGUGGAGUACAUGGUGAGGAUCUGGGCUGCAGGAUGUUGCUGCCGCUACCGAGGCUGGCGAGGACGCCUCAAAUUCGCCAGGAAGCCGUUCUGUGUCAUCGACAUCAUGGUGUUGAUAGCGUCCAUCUCGGUGUUGGCGGCAGGAACUCAGGGGAACGUUUUUGCGACCUCAGCGAUCCGGUCUCUUCGGUUCCUUCAGAUCCUCCGGAUGAUCCGGAUGGACCGUCGGGGUGGAACCUGGAAGCUGCUGGGAUCUGUGGUUUACGCCCACAGCAAGGAGCUGAUAACAGCAUGGUAUAUUGGUUUCCUGUGUCUGAUCCUGGCCAGUUUCCUGGUUUACCUGGCAGAGAAGGAAGACAAUGAACAGUUUGAGACGUAUGCUGAUGCACUGUGGUGGGGACUGAUCACCUUGACAACCAUUGGCUAUGGAGACAAGUUCCCCAUUACUUGGAAUGGAAGACUGCUGGCCGCCACCUUCACUCUGAUAGGCGUGUCCUUCUUUGCCCUUCCCGCUGGAAUCCUGGGUUCGGGUUUUGCUCUGAAGGUUCAGGAGCAGCACCGACAGAAACAUUUCGAGAAGAGACGGAACCCUGCAGCUGGGCUAAUACAGGCGGCCUGGAGGUUCUAUGCCACUAAUCUGAGUAGAACAGAUCUGUGUUCUACGUGGGAUUAUUAUGAAAGAACUGUCUCUGUUCCCAUGUACAGGUUGAUUCCUCCUCUCAACCAGUUGGAUUUACUGAGGAACCUGAAGAACAAGUCAGGACUCUCCUUCAGGAAGGACGUCCAGCCUGAACCCUCUCCCAGUCAGAAGGUCAGUCUGAAGGAGAGGGUCUUCUCAUCUCCCAGGAGUUCAGGGACCAAAGGAAAAGGCUCUCCUCAGCAAGUGGGUCCUGGUCCAGGAGGUCCUGGGGUUCCUGGGGGCCCGGGGGGGCCGGGGGGCCCGGGGGGGGUCCAGGCCCUGCGACGCUCACCCAGCGGCGAGCCCAGUCUGGAGGAAAGUCCCAGUAAAGUCCCGAAGAGCUGGAGCUUCGGAGAACGUAGCAGAACCAGACAGGCCUUCAAGAUCAGAGGAGCCGCUUCCCGCCAGAACUCUGAAGUGCUGAUAGAGAUGCAGGACGAAGAGUUCAGACAGAAGAGCUCUCCAGAAGCGAGCCUGCCAGGAGAAGAUAUGGUGGAUGAUAACAAGAGUUGCCACUGUGAGUUUGUCCCACAGGAUCUGACCCCGGGGUUAAAGGUCACCAUCAGAGCCAUCUGUAUCAUGCGUUUCAUGGUGUCUAAGAGGAAGUUUAAGGAGAGUCUACGCCCAUAUGAUGUGAUGGAUGUGAUCGAGCAGUAUUCAGCCGGACACCUGGACAUGCUCGCCCGCAUCAAGAACCUGCAGUCCAGAGUGGAUCAGAUUGUUGGCAGGGGAACACCAAUUGCAGACAAGGACCGUCCAAAAGGAGCCAAUGAGGAGCUUCCUGAAGACCCGAGCAUGAUGGGACGGCUGGGGAAGGUGGAGAAGCAGGUGCUGUCAAUGGAGCGGAAGUUAGAUUUCCUAGUCAACAUUUACAUCCAGCGAAUGGGCAUCCCCCAGGCUGAGACUGAUGCCUACUUUGGUUCUAAGGAGCCUGACCCCGCCCCGCCCUACCACAGUCCUGUAGAUCAUCUGCAGAAGAGCCAGUCCAUCUCCAAGAUCCUCCAGUCGUGUCCUGGUGAACAUUUGGAGAAGAGUCGUUCCAUCACCAAGAUGGUCAGGUCCAACAGCUCCACUGGACACAGGAACUACGAGCCCCCCACCUGUCCUCCCUCCACCUCUUGGCAGCCAAUCAGCUCUCAGCUCCACCAGCAAGCUCCACCCCUUCCCCAGCGUAGCCAUGGCAACACACCAAGUCCAGUGGGUGACGGGUCGCUGGUUCGACUCCCACCUCCUCCUGCAGGAGAGAGACACAGCGGGGCCAGAGGUCACCGCCACAGCGCCGCAGAGAGAGGAGGGGAUGGAGCUAACGGGAUGGCGGGAGGGGAAGGGGUGAAGCUGGACAGCGACACAUCCAUCUCCAUCCCGUCUGUGGACCAUGAGGAGCUGGAGCACUCCUUCAGUGGCUUCUCCAUCUCUCAGUCCAGGGAGAACUUGGAUUUCCUCAACAAUGGCUUCUACUCCUCCUCCAACUUGGGAGGAGACCACUGUGGAGGAGGUGACCACAGAGGGGGAGGAGCCACCUGCUGUGCCACCGUCCAGUCCUACAUUGCUGAGGGGGAGUCGGACUCCGACUCAGAGCUCUGCGCUCCGUCGCCACACUCUGACCGGGCCUGGAGUGGAAACAACUAGAACCAGUCAGAGACCAGAGGGUCAGACCCACCUGAAGAGAUGAGAUGUUAGUGAAAGAGAGAAAACAUAAAGCAGAAGUAGUUCCAGUCUAUGGGACAUAACAGAGAUAAAGAUAUGAAACACCAGCUUGACAGACACUUGUCCAAUUAAAUGGACCGGCUCCAAAAAAGAUUAUUAUGAGAAUUUUUUAUUUUCUUCCUGUGAAUGUUUUAACCUCUAAAUCAAAUAUUUGUUUUCCCUGUCACUGAUUGGUUAAUUUGUGGGGCAUUGUCACACACAGUUGGUUGGCUUGCCAAGUAGUAAUUGUUUCCCUGUAGACGUUAUUGUCAUCUUGAAAGAAACAUUACAAUCAGUAUUAUCAGCAUAGCUUUUGAUUUACUCAAAACACAUAAUACACACACACACACACACACACACACACACACACACACACACACACACAGUACAGUUGCUGUUGUGUUAUCUCAUCUCUCUGAACACAAUUUAGUCCAGAGCUGCUUGCAAUAAUGACAGACCAUUAUUUGGACCUUUGGGAUUUUAGAAUUUUUCUCCACAGGACACUCAUUUUUUGUGGUGAAAAAAAAAUGCUGCAUGAGCAUGAACAGACCAGUUAAUUAAGUACAUAUCAGCAUUUAUUAUUGAGGACAAUGGAAGCAAGAAAUUUGAUCCAUUGGUAUCAGUGAGAAAUGCGAAGAGUUGGCCAACUAACAAGGCAACUCUAUCCUGCUGGUUUCCUGUUAAAACCAGUUCAUCACAGGGCAAUGGAGCGUUAGUUGGCAGCUCUGGACAGACUGUACAUAAAAUGUUAUUCUAUAUACUGUAUCUCAUUCUAGCUCCUCCUUUCCUAUUAUUACUACAUAUCCAUCACAGUAGCAAGUCUGCUUAUUUAUUUGGUAUUGUGUUUAACUGUCAUUUUAUACAUUUAUGUGCUUUUUUAUUUAAUUAUAUUCAAUACUUUUAUUUUGUUAUUUUGUAUUACUUUUAGUUGUUUCCACGGGGACUAUGUAAUGAAUCAGCAGCCACAUUUCAACAUUUCAUUAUUUUUUUGUUUAAUCUUAAACUUCAAGUUGGCAUUGUUAGCUAACCCUAACCUUAAGCUAAAACACAAAUUUUAAUCUUUCCUUCCACAUUAGUAAGUGUAAUAUAAGGCAAAAAUUAUGUUUCUGGUUACAUGAACCAGACUAGUGCACUUCUCUCCAUCAUGACGGUCUGCAGUUUGUGUUGGACCUGCAGCUGUGAACUCAGAUUUCCAUUGGACAGCAGCAGGAUGAUACAGCCACUAGGUGGCUGAGUGCUGCUCACCACAUUAGCAUCAAUCAGCAGCCAACAACACUCACCAAAGCACUAACACAAAACACACAACAUGCUAACACAACACAUCAACAUGUCUUUAACAUGUGUUGAACAUGAUGUAAUCCACCCCACAGCUGCCUUCUUCUUUAUGCAUUUCAUUGCAUCCAAAGAUGGGACUGUAUCAAAGGCCUUGGAUGUCUCUGUGCUGCCUGACCCGAUAGUUGCUAGACAGCUGAAAAGUCCUAGUUGAGUCACUGUUUUCUAAAAUGUGACCACAGGCCCGUUUUACACCUGGUAUUAACAUGCAUCUCCAGUGCUGAGAUCUGACAGUGUUCUUGAAUGUGGAUUGGAGUUUGUGUUCAGUGUGGUCAUGAUUCAUCUCUAAUCACCUCCAGAGUAGAGUUGCCAAAGUGAGCUUAAGAAUUACAGAGAAUUUCAGAAGUUUGAGAACUUAUUUUCAAGUGGUCAUAAUGUGUCCCUGACUGUCCUGUUAGGUUCUUGUUCAAAUUGGGAACUGUUCUCCAGCUUGUAUUUCCAUGAGGUCAAGUGGUACGCAGUCACCAUCCAUUCACUCAAGAUGCAGGUUAAUGACAGGUGAAGGGGUCUGUGGUCGUUGGUGAUGACACAGCUGAUUGGCAGGUAUGCCCUGUGUACCUGCUGGUAUCAUCAGCUACACUGCUGUUGUAUGAUGUCACGUCUUCCUGUUGACCAGCACAGACGUUCUCUCUGAGUGAAUGUAGAUCAGGAAUGUUGUUCCAUUCUGCUGUUAAUUUGACAGAUGCCAAACCUCUCCAGCUGCCUGGAAUCAUAACUCUAACUUCUGUCUACAUUUUACAUCCAUGGCUUUGCCUUGCACCACUGGUGGUGUGGCCAUGUUUGUGGUUGGUCUGCAUAGCAACCUGUGUUGACACACCACUGAAAGAAGUUUGGCCUGUUAGCUGAUUGGUUGGGCCAGGUAAUGUCAGAGCCAUACACAGAACCAAUGAAGGGCUUUUUAGACCGGAGACAAAACAUCACAAGAGCCGCCGCACCCUGAGUGAAGAAAUAAAGGUCAAGUGGGUCCACAGGAUGUAAACAUAGUAAUGACCAUGGUGCAUCAAUAGAACAGCAAAUUUAGUCAAAUGCUUUGUUAUAAGCUGUUACAAAUUAGCUUAAGCAAACAUUGUAGCCAUCUGUGGUUUCAUGUGUAGUCAGCAUAGAGGAGGUAUGAUGUCAUCAUUUUAGUUUUGUUAUAUGAGGACGAUGAGUACAUGCUAUAUUGGCUGAUGGGUCUGAGUGAGGUUAAUUUCAUAAUUUAGCAUAACGCCAAUAAAACUUUAGAAGAAGUCAACUCUGGCCAAGGCAGGCAGAUGUAUGUGAGAUUUAACCAUUGAUACAACUUUUUUUUAUGGUAAUGAGCCUGCGCCGCACUCUGCCUGUCCACAUCUAUUACCCUGCAUUGUUUUUCCACCCACCAGGCCAGGUGAUUUUUGUCCUCCAUGUAAAAAGCCCUUUAGUACUGGAUGUUCCUGAGCCAUACACACCCUGCAGGACUCUAGAUUGUUCUGUGAUCUCUUCUAGAACAAAGUGGCAUUGGCUGUAUAUGACUUACUAUAGCAACAACCAUGGAGGCAGACCUCAAUGCCAACAUGGCAGCCAGUGGAAAUUUGUAAGCAAAGGUGUUUCACAGUGGUUGUGUGGUGCCUCCAUCUUCAGCUUUAUGAAACUGUUUACAUUUAUGAUUGUUUUCUCAUGUGUUUCUGCAUGUUUCAGGGCCGUGUCGGUCUGCCUGUAUCUAGCAUUGACUGAUAACCAUGUAGCCACUCUGACACUCAGUAAUAAAAAUUUAUAUA